Molecule: messenger RNA, 2163 nt
Organism: Paralichthys olivaceus (Japanese flounder)
Lineage: Eukaryota; Metazoa; Chordata; Actinopteri; Pleuronectiformes; Paralichthyidae
Source: RefSeq, a predicted model, not a curated record
AAAAGUUUGACGAAGGCCACGAGCACGAUCUUCUUUCUGGGCGUGAUGAUGGGAGCCAUAACGACUGGAUUCCUCUGCGACAAGUAUGGAAGGAGAAACGUUCUCUUGGCCUCCUACAUCAUGGCGUUGGUGUUCGGUUUCUCCAGCGCUUUUGCAAACUCCUACGUCCUGUUCGCCAUCCUGAGAUUUCUCACCGGGUUCGGACUGACGGGAAUCGGCAUCAAUUCCUUGGUUCUGACCAUUGAGUGGGUGGACACAGACCACCGGUCGUUCAUCGGCGUGAUGGGCAGUCUGUCCUGGUCCGUUGGGAACAUGCUGUUGGCAGCUUUUGCCUACUUGGUGAACGACUGGCGGAAUCUGAUCAUGGUGGUUACGGCUCCUCUGGGUUUCGCAAUUUUGACCUGGUGGUGGAUCCCUGAAUCUGCUCGGUGGCUUCUGGUGAACGGCAAAGUGGAGAAAGCUCAGUUUUACCUCGACAAAUGUGCAAAGUUCAACAACCGACCAAAAGUGUCGACCAAAUUCAAACUGCAGACGCUCUGCGACGUUGAAAACUCAGAAGAACAAAACAAGAGCUACAGUUACGUUCAUCUGAUCAAGACGCCGAAGAUGAGACAGUUAACGCUGAUCACUGGGAUUGUGUGGUACGGAGUCGCCUCCACGUAUUAUGGAAUCAGUCUGAACAUCGGCGGGUUUGGACUGAACAUGUACCUCACUCACUUCAUCUAUGCAGCCAUCGAAGUUCCCGCCAAACUGAUGGUCUACUGCUUCCUCAACAUCAUCGGACACAGGAAAUGUCAAUCGGGGACGUUGCUCCUGACAGGAAUCUGCAUCGCCAUCAACAUUUUCCUUCCAAAAGAUCUGUGGCACCUGCGCACUGUUGUUGCUAUUCUUGGAAAAGGUCUCUCAGAAGCUGCCUUCACGACCGUCUUCCUCUACACGUCCGAGCUUUACCCGACUGUCCUCAGACAAAACGGUUUGGGCUACACCAACUUCGUGAGUCGUCUGGGCGUCGCCGUGGCUCCUCUCAUCCUGCUGCUGGAGGACGUGUGGACUCUCCUUCCUCAGAUCAUCAUCUGCUCUGUGGCCGUCGUGUCCGGCCUCGCGUCCCUGCUGCUGCCAGAGACUCUGAGGGUGAAGCUGCCGGAGACCAUCGAAGAAGUCGAGGAGCGGAGCCAGAAAUAACGUCUCCUCUCACUCUACGGAAACUUCUGCUGGAAACAAAAACCCAAACAGGAAGUGACCAGUGAUGACACAACACUGACCUCGAACACUUCACACUGGACUGUGACCGUUGAGCCAAAUAUAUGAUACUUGUGUGGACUGACUUUAAUCACUAUUAUUAUUAUUUUAUCGUUAUCUUUUUCUCAACUCUUUUAUUAUUUUAUCUUUCUUGGUUUUCCUGCCUUAUUUAAAUUGAUGGGAUUUAUAACACUUCCUGUUGAUAGUGUUUUGCUCAGUUCAUAUGUGUGUGUGUGUGGGGGGGGGUUAUCAUGUUUAUGACUUUUAUUCUGUAAAUUACUUUGUGUUACAUUGUAUGAAAAGUACAAUUGAGUGACGGAGUGAUUCAUCGUUAGGUCAGUUGGUCAGUUAGUUUGUUAAUUGGUUGAUUGGUUGGUCAGUUAAUUGACUGGUUAGUUGUUUGGUUGAUUUGUUGGUUGGUCAGUCAGUCAGUCGGUUGGUCGGUCAGUUGGUAACACUGUAGGGAAACAGACACUUACAUCCAGUACCUUUGUGGGAUUUUCCUGAAAACAGCAGAAUCAUUAAUUAUUUUUAUUUGACACCUGCAGGUGGACGCUCAACAACCCGACGUCUCUCACCGAGAGACGUGAAGUGCAGCCCUGCUCUUAUACAUACGACCAGAACUGUGGAGACACCUGUCAAACAUACAUCACUGCUCCUGACACGCUUACCUUCUACGGCACAAGGCCAAGCUAAAAGUGGACAGGAGAUAGAGUGAGCACCUAUCUCUGCGGCUGUGGUUUAAAUAGAAUAGAAAAGGCGCAAAUAGAAUUUGACGGCGCUGAGAGGUGGUGUGAAGAAUGACAAGAAUGUGCAUCCGCUGUAAUUUCCGGUGGGAAAGCUUCUCAGCAUUUUUUUUUGUGAAACUGCAAAUUCUGAUCUUUUGAUUUCAACACGACCACAAAUAAACUUGGUGAGACUCUG